GGUUGGCAAGCUUUUUAAAUAACGUAGUUGGAAUAGGGCACCUGUUGAGUUGUUUCAAAAGGACACAUAGUUCUUUUGUUUCUGAAACCAUGUCCUCCAUUGCUCACUCCGCCUUAUUCCCCCCUUCCCUAGCAUCCCCGGAAACACCUGCUUCUCCUCUGAGACUGUGUGACUUCGGAAGCCAAGCCAGCCAGACGAUGCCCAUCGACCUGGGGCAGGCCCUGGGCCUGCUGCCGUCCCUGGCGAAGGCCGAGCACUCCCCCUUCUCUGGCCCGGAGGCCGAGCUCUCCAGCCCCGAGGCCGCACGCCAGCUCUUCAGGCAGUUCCGUUACCAGGUGGUGUCCGGGCCCCACGAGACGCUGAGACAGCUGCGGAAGCUGUGCUUCCAGUGGCUGCAGCCGGAGCUGCACACCAAGGAGCAGAUCCUGGAGAUCCUCAUGCUGGAGCAGUUCCUCACCAUCCUGCCCGGGGAGAUCCAGAUGUGGGUGCGCAAGCAGUGUCCCGGCAGCGGCGAGGAGGCCGUGAGCCUCGUGGAGAGCCUGAAGGGCGACCCCCAGAGGCUGUGGCAGUGGAUCAGCAUUCAAGUUCUGGGACAGGAAAUCUUGUCAGAGAAGAUGGAGUCGCCAAGCUGCCAGGCGGGGGACGUGGAGCCCCGGCCUGAAGUGGUGCGUCAGGAUUUGGGUCUGCAGACGUCACCCUCAGGGCCUGGGGAGCGGCUGAGUCACGUGGUGAAGGAGGAAGCAGACCCGGAACCGGGACUGGCUCUGCCUGCCUCCCACCUUCCCGCCCCUCCCAAGGACGGGCUCCUCAGAGACCAGGACUUUGGAGCUUCGCUUCUCCCAGCAGCCCCGCAGGAGCAGUGGCGACACCUGGACACCACUCAGAGGGAGCAGUACUGGGACCUCAUGCUCGAGACCUAUGGGAAGAUGGUCUCAGGAGCAGGCAGUUGUAGUUCCAAACCAGACCUGACUAACUCAGCAGAAUAUGGGGAAGAGCUGACAGGACUGCGCCUCCAUGGUGCUGAGAAGAUGCCGAGACCCCCCUGCCUAGGAGGUAGACAAGAGAAUGACAAAGAGAACCUGAACUUGGAAAACCACAGGGACCAGGAGCCUCUCGCGGGCGCCUGUCAGGCCUCAGGCGAGGCUCCCGUGCAGGCUCCUUUGAGGGGCUUUCUCGGUGGGGAGGAGCCUGGGUGCUUUGGACCUGGAGAGACCCUCCCUGCGGCCCUGGAAAACCUGCGUGCGGGAGGGGCGGAAGGACAGGUGUCUUCUCCGGAAAGGAAUUCUGGGAAAGCAUCAGGCCAGCCCUUGCCCCUCGCUCACCCAGGAGAACUGCCCGCCACCGUGUGGCCCGAGGAGAAGAGGGAGGCCUUCCCGAAAGCGCAGCCCAGAGCCCCGAUGGCCCAGAAGCUGCCCACCUGCAGGGAGUGCGGGAAGAGCUUCUACCGGCACUCGCAGCUCGUGUUCCACCAGCGCACACACACCGGCGAGACGUACUUCCAGUGCUCCGUGUGCGCAAAGGCCUUCCUGCGGAGCUCCGACUUCGUCAAGCACCAGCGCACGCACACCGGGGAGAAGCCGUGCAAGUGCGACUACUGCGGCAAAGGCUUCAGCGACUUCUCCGGCUUGCGGCACCACGAGAAGAUCCACACGGGCGAGAAGCCCUACAAGUGCCCCAUCUGCGAGAAGAGCUUCAUCCAGAGGUCGAACUUUAACCGCCAUCAGAGGGUUCACACGGGCGAGAAGCCCUACAAGUGUAACCACUGUGAGAAGAGUUUCAGCUGGAGCUCCAGCCUGGACAAACAUCAGAGGUCCCACCUGGGCAAGAAGCCCUUGCAGUAGCAGUUCUCCUACCCCGGACAAGAGAGAACCUGGAUGCGGCCUCGGGCUUGGGAGCGCUCUUGGCAUCUGGCUGGAAUUCGAUGACGCUUUUCCAUCAGGAAGAGGAGUCCCCGCGCGUCAGCUCCUCUCUUCUCUCGUACCCGUGGGAUGGAGCGUGGCAAGUGCUGCCUGGGUGGGGUGAGCCCAGCUCCAGGCCCCGCUUAAAGGAAGGACGAGGCCAUCCCGGGGUUGGGGUGCUGGAGCAGGUCUGCUGCCGCAGGGGGCACGCACAGAGGGCUGGUCAGCUCGCGUAUGUUCCUUGCCGGAGGGGUAAAGACUUCCAAUGUCCCUUGCUUAAAAUAAACUUACUGGAGUCGGUCUCUUA
This is a messenger RNA of Ochotona curzoniae (black-lipped pika), 2205 nucleotides long. RefSeq names its product zinc finger protein 18 (gene ZNF18). Lineage: Eukaryota; Metazoa; Chordata; Mammalia; Lagomorpha; Ochotonidae. Gene Ontology annotation, molecular function: RNA polymerase II cis-regulatory region sequence-specific DNA binding; DNA-binding transcription factor activity, RNA polymerase II-specific. The coding region runs from base 90 to 1841 and encodes 583 amino acids. Gene Ontology annotation, biological process: regulation of transcription by RNA polymerase II. The transcript has 6 exons. The record is from RefSeq and is a predicted model, not a curated record.